Molecule: messenger RNA, 2168 nt
Organism: Cynoglossus semilaevis (tongue sole)
Lineage: Eukaryota; Metazoa; Chordata; Actinopteri; Pleuronectiformes; Cynoglossidae
Gene: neil3
Product: nei-like DNA glycosylase 3
Exons: 10
Coding region: 233-1981 (582 amino acids)
Biological process (GO): base-excision repair
Cellular component (GO): nucleus
Molecular function (GO): DNA N-glycosylase activity; zinc ion binding; DNA-(apurinic or apyrimidinic site) endonuclease activity
Source: RefSeq, a predicted model, not a curated record
AGUGUCACCAGUAAAGGUGAACUUCUGCUUACUUCAGUCUUUAGGGGGCAGCAACGGUCUGUGAGCCGCGCGAAAGAGUAACCGGAAACGCCGGAUAUGGUACCAACUAUGCAUGCUUAAACUUUGAGUCCCAUGGCGGGUAGUCAAGUAACAACAAUGGUUGUCUUGCCUUAAAAUUUUAUUAGAUCGAAUAUUUUUCUUUUACUAUUCUCAAAACAAACUGCAGCUCAAGAUGGUUGAAGGUCCAGGAUGUACAUUAAACGGAGAGAAAAUCCGCUCCAGAGUUCAGAAAGGACAGAAAGUGAAGGAGAUAAGAGGCAGUUUGGUCACGUCCAAAAAAAGCAGUUCUGAAGGACAUGUGUUCCAUACGUUUCAUGGUUGUCUCUACUCUGGUGUACAAACUUUGGGGAAAGAGCUCUUCAUGUACUUUGGUCCAAAAGCAUUGAGAGUCCACUUUGGUAUGAAUGGAUCAAUGCGUAUAAACCCCGCUGAGAGGAAGGAUAGGACAGGCCCUGCACCGGUGCUGGAAAUACACCUGACUAACGACACUGUGUGCUUCUUUGACAGCACUGUGGAAAUAAGGUUGACUGAGGAGUGUGAGAAAAGGGUGAAGACUAUGGAGGGACUGGAUGUGUGUUCCUCAAAGUUCAGCUUCUCCCAGUCGAAGGAGGCGAUGCAGCGUCAGAGGAGCAGGAUGCUGUGCGACGUACUCCUGGACCAGACAGUGAUGCCAGGUGUUGGCAACAUCAUUAAAAACGAGGCCCUGUUUGAUUCUGGCCUCCACCCAGCCGUGAAGGUUCAGCGGCUGACAGACCUGCAGAUCCACCACUUGGUGAAAAUGACACGUGAUUUCACCCUGCUGUUCUAUAAGUGUCGAAAAUCUGGCUCUGCUCUCUACAAACACUACAAAGUCUACAAGCGGGCCCAAUGCGGCCAGUGCUCUCAUGUUAUCACAGUCUGUCGUCUUGGAGACAACGGCAGGAUGACUUACUUCUGCGAGCGCUGUCAGAAAGCCGAUCCCAGCAGGGUGGACGUCAGUCGGCUCCCUGUCAGAAACAGCCUGAUUGACUGGGUCUACAAUAAGAGGAGCAGUGAUAAUGUGGCUAAGAAGGAGGAAGAGGACUGGGCCUGUCAUCUCUGCACGCUCAUCAACCAGCCUGCAGCAACAGCCUGUGAUGCCUGCCUUACACCCAGACCUGAGGUCCACAAAGACGACACCAGCAUCGAGGCGUCACCUUUUACCACCCAUUUGAUUAAGUACCCCUGCAACACCUUCCAGAAACCACAAGAGGAGCUCAAAGUCAACUGGAAGUCUGCAUUUGGGACUUCCACCCUUGUUUUCUCUGAUUUGAGCAGAAAGCCGAAGCCGGUGAACUCCCCGCUCUCCCCGGCCAGCAGUCAUUUGAAUUCCUCGGCGGCAGAGCAGGGUUUACAUAAAUACAACAUCUGCCAGGGGAAAACAAGGCCCAAUUAUGCCUCUGGUGGCUGGCGAAAGCAAAGUGCGGAGUUCUCCGAUGGGGAGUCACUGCCCUCCUGCAGUCACUCGUCCAAGAAAAUGAGAAUUGAUCACAGUCCCUUUCCUGGUAACAAUGCUGAAAAUGGAACCCCCAACUCUAGCGUGCACAAAAUAGGAACGACAAGCGGCGGUUCCUCCAUCUCGCCUACUCCCAGCGUCCCCUGCUGCACAUCCCACUGUCGGCCUGCUGUCCUCAGAGUGGUCCACAAGGACGGGGAGAAUAAGGGACGACAGUUCUACAGCUGCUCGCUUCCCAGAGAGACCAAAUGCACCUUCUUUGAGUGGGCAGACACACACUUCCCCUUUUGCCACCACGGGAAACGCUGUUUAAUGAGGACUGUGCUGAAAAUAGGACCAAACAACGGUCGGAACUUCUACACCUGCAGCUUUCAAAAGGGUAAACAGUGUGACUUUUUCCAGUGGGCAGAGAACGGACCAGGGGUGUCCAUCCUGCCCGGCUGUUAACAUCCUUUUUUUUUUUUUUUAAACCACACUACAUGCCGAUCCUAUAGAGUCUUUUGAUUAAAGCAGAAACAGUUUAAGAGACUUGUUAUAUCUUGUUUGUGAAAAAACUAACCAUUUUAUAAGCUUUUUAAAUAAUUCUGAAUGAUAUUUUUAUGAAAAAUAAUAUUUAAUAAAGUGUCUGAUUGCA